Habropoda laboriosa is the source of this 1761-nucleotide messenger RNA. RefSeq names its product asparagine synthetase [glutamine-hydrolyzing] (gene AsnS). Gene Ontology annotation, molecular function: asparagine synthase (glutamine-hydrolyzing) activity. Gene Ontology annotation, cellular component: cytosol. NCBI's taxonomy places the organism in Eukaryota, Metazoa, Arthropoda, Insecta, Hymenoptera, Apidae. The record is from RefSeq and is a predicted model, not a curated record. The transcript has 8 exons.
AUGUGUGGAAUUUGGUCUCUCUUUGGAUUAGAUAUACCAUCUUUAAGUCAUAUAUGUGAACAUUUUGAGAAAAUAGUACAUCGUGGUCCAGAAGCAUUCAAACUUGAAUAUGACCGUAGAGUUAAAGUAUGACUUUGUUAAAAUUUUUUAAAUAUUUAUAUGUGCUUUCAUUAAUAUAAUGAGUACAUAAUAUGAAUAAUAUAUCUUUAUGGAAUGCAGCCAAUGAGACUUUAUCAAUAUCCACAUUUGUUUCUAUUGUGUAAUGGUGAAAUUUAUAAUUACAAAGAGAUUACUUUGAAGCAUGGAUUUGCAUAUGCUACCAAAUGUGAUGUUGAAGUAAUAAUACAUAUAUAUGAACAUUUUGGUGCUGAAAAUGUUGUUAGAAUGCUUGAUGGUGUUUUUGCAUUUUGUUUAAUGGAUAUAAAAAAUAGAAGAAUUCUUAUUGCUAGGGAUCCUUAUGGUGUUAGACCUCUUUUCCGCUUAUAUUCUGAUGAUGGACAACUUGCAAUUUCUUCAGAAAGCAAGGGACUUAUUGGAGUAUCAAAACAAAUAACAUCAAAAUGGAUAUUGGAACCAUUUCCACCAGGUUAUUAUGAAGAAUAUGAAAUUCUAAAUGAUGGUAGAACAAAAUUAUUGACUAAAACAAACUAUUAUAAACCUGGAGAUAAACCCAGUUUUGAAACUUAUGUUCCUUGGAAUGAUUUGAACACUGCAGAUGUACAUGAAAAUAUAAGAAAGUUACUUUCAGCUGCUGUAAAAAAAAGAUUAAUGACUGAUAGAGAAAUUGGGUGUCUAUUAUCAGGUGGUUUAGAUUCAAGUUUAAUUGCUGCUUUACUUGUAAAACAUGCAAAAGAGAUGAACUUACCAUAUAAAAUAAAAAGUUUUGCAAUUGGUAUGGGAGAUAGUCCAGAUAUUAUUGCAGCUAGACAAGUUGCAGAACACAUAGGAACAGAUCAUCAUGAAAUAAUAUUUUCAGAAAAAGAUGUUGCUAAUAUUUUAGAUAAACUCAUUUAUCAGUUGGAGACUUGUGAUAUUACUACAAUUCGAGCUUCCAUUGGUAUGUAUCUUAUCUCAAGAUACAUUAAACAUAAUACAAAAACAGUUGUAAUAUUCAGUGGAGAAGGUGCAGACGAGCUGGCACAAGGAUACAUUUAUUUCAGAGAUGCGCCCAAUGCGGUAGAAGCUCAUAAUGAAUCUAUUCGAUUAUUAAAAGAUAUCUAUUUAUAUGAUGGCUUGAGAGCAGACAGGACAACCAGUGCAUUUAGUUUGGAACUACGAGUUCCAUUUUUAGAUAUUCAGUUCACAAACUAUUACCUAUCAUUAGAUGCUGCUUCUAGACAACCUCAAGGAGGAAUAGAAAAACAUUUAUUAAGAUCAGCAUUUGAUGGUACAAAUCUGUUGCCAUCAAAUAUAUUAUGGAGACAUAAAGAAGCAUUCAGUGAUGGUGUAACAUCAAUUAAAAAAUCACUCUUCCAUAUCAUACAUGAUAUUGUGGACACUCGCAUAACAGACGAGGAAUUAGAAAAAGUUCAUUUAAAAUACCCACAUUGUACCCCAAAUACUAAAGAAGCAUUUUAUUACAGACAAAUCUUUGAGAAACAUUUUGGAGGUCAAGCAGAAAACUUUGUACCAUACUUUUGGAUGCCGCAAUGGGUAAAGGGAGUUCGUGAUCCAUCCGCACGAUUUAUUGCUCAUUAUAAAGCAGAUGUAAAAAACAAUCACAAUGAAAACAAAGGAACUGAAAGUACAAUUAUCGAUUGA